UAAAAACUAAAAAGUAAAAACAUUCUGCAACUAAAGUAAACGUCUUUUAUUAGUUUUUUUUUUAUAAUCAUGAGAUCUGCUAUUUCGUUUAUAGUUUUAUGUGUUUUCAUGUUCAUCGCUUUAAACCAUGUUGAAGGACAAGUGAAACCAAAAGAGUGUCAGAUUCGAAAUACCUACCGUGGAAAUUGUGGCACUAACGGAAGCCAGAAGUGCCUAAGUGUAUAUAUAUAUAUAUAUAUUGUAACUAAAUAA
Molecule: messenger RNA, 252 nt
Organism: Camelina sativa (false flax)
Lineage: Eukaryota; Viridiplantae; Streptophyta; Magnoliopsida; Brassicales; Brassicaceae
Product: putative defensin-like protein 238
Biological process (GO): signal transduction
Source: RefSeq, a predicted model, not a curated record